Molecule: messenger RNA, 1002 nt
Organism: Etheostoma spectabile (orangethroat darter)
Lineage: Eukaryota; Metazoa; Chordata; Actinopteri; Perciformes; Percidae
Product: outer dense fiber protein 3-B-like
Exons: 7
Coding region: 148-918 (256 amino acids)
Cellular component (GO): cytoskeleton
Source: RefSeq, a predicted model, not a curated record
UUGACAAGGAUAAGUCAAUCUGGGUCUGGGUUCAGUGCACAUGGUGGGUUCCGGGGAGCUGACAAUCAGAGCAGGAUCAGCAUAUUUACGAGGUAAAAUUAUUUACCCUGUUAUUUUAAGUCAGAAACGGAUCUUAAGAGAAAGGGGAUGUCAAAAGACGACGCUUGGGUUGGGACUUGGAGGCCGCACAAGCCAAGACGGCCCAUUGCUGCCCAAUAUGGUAGUCCAGGGCCCAAGUACGCACUGCCUGGACUCACAGGUAAUACUAACCAUGACCCUACAAAAUACAAAGCACCAAUGUUCAGCUUUGGGGCACGUCAUACUCACAACUCUGAGAGCUCCCCUGGACCAAGCUACCUAAUCCCCUCCAACAUCACCAGAGUGGGCCAAGUCGGCGGUCCUGCAUUUUCCUUCGGCAGCCGACCAAGGGAGCCACAACUGUUCCAGACCCCUGGACCAGGUUAUUAUUCACCAGAGCAUUCAGGGAAGUCCGUCUUCCGGUCUGCUCCUGCUUAUUCUCUGUCUGGGAGGCCCAAAGACCUCAGAAUUAUCAAUACACCAGGUCCAGCCUCCUACUCUCUUCCCCCAGUGCUGGGGCAAAAAACUGUGACCACAUCUGCAGCUCCCGCUUUCUCAAUCUGUGGCCGCAGCAAAACUGGAAGCUUCCAUGAGGACCUGAAGACGACUCCUGGCCCUGCUGCCUACAAAGUUGUCGAUCCUUGUAUUUACAGCCAAAGAUCUCCCCAGUUCAGCAUGACAGGCCGCAACUUCCCACCUGGUGACACCACAAAGACGCCAGGGCCUGGUGCACACUAUCCUGAGCGAGUGACCCUCACAAGACCAAAAGCUCCAAGCUUCUCGUUUGGACUGCGUCACUCGGAAUACAUCUCACCCCUCAUUAUAGAUGUGCCUGAAUAAUGUCUCAUAUGCUCUUUUGUUUUAACUGGGAAUUCCCACUGCAUAAAGCACAACAAAGAGCACAAUAAAGCACAAAAAGCAAAC